GGAGUAGUUUUUUUAAAAAAAAGUAAUUUUCGUAGGUGUACUUGUUCCCUUGACUUUCCUCCCUAUGCGGGUGGUGUAUAUAUAAAGUAAGCCCUUUGAUGACAAAAUGUUAGACCACCAAAACCCACAUUUCACCUUCAUUGGCUUUUACAAAAAAAAAAAAGUUCAAUUCUAUAGACUAUAAUACCACACUGUAUAUGGAGUCACCGUCAAGUGAGACCACGGCAACAACCACCACCAAUUCUUCAAUGUCUUCCUCUUCUCCGCCGCCUCCCACCACCCCACCACCGCCGGCGGCAACAGUAGUCAGCCCUUGCGCCGCCUGUAAGAUCCUAAGGCGGAGGUGCGCCGAGAAAUGUGUUCUUGCGCCGUACUUUCCGCCCAAUGAUCCGAUGAAGUUUACCACGGCUCAUCGGGUCUUUGGAGCCAGCAACAUUAUUAAACUCUUACAGGAAUUGCCAGAGGCGCAGAGGGGGGAUGCGGUGAGCAGCAUGGUGUACGAGGCGAAGGCGCGACUGAGGGACCCGGUGUACGGCAGCGCGGGCGCCAUAUGUCACCUUCAAAACCAAGUGAACGAGCUCCAGGCCCAGCUCGCCGUGGCCCAGGCCGAGCUUCUCAACCUCCAACUCCGCCACGCCCACCUCAUGGCCAUCGUCUACAUGGACAACAACAAUAAUCAUAAUCAUAAUCAUAGCCUCCCAUCAUCCUCAUCAUCCUCAUCAAAAACACCACCACCUCCUCCUCAUCAUCAUCGCGUACUGGGGGAUGGCGAUGGGGAGAUGAACUCUGGGCCGAGUAACCGCCUACUCGGCGGCUUCCUGCAGGAAGAGAACAAUGUGGUCGUCCUCGAGUCUGAUCUUUUCGGGACGACCACAAACAACAACAGUCUACCGGCUAGUUUUAUAAUCCCUGGCUAGUUGGAUUGGGGCAUGCGUUGAGUUAAUUACUUAAUUACAUGACAUAUAUUUAUGUGUAGAAUACAUUUUCAUAAACAUUGUAGUGAUUG
Cuscuta campestris is the source of this 1006-nucleotide messenger RNA. The record is from the annotation of a GenBank genome assembly. NCBI's taxonomy places the organism in Eukaryota, Viridiplantae, Streptophyta, Magnoliopsida, Solanales, Convolvulaceae.